GUGAAGAGGCAAGCAGCAUGGCAGAGCUUUGUGUCUGCUCCGUUCUGGUGACUGGGGCCAACCGGGGCCUUGGCCUGGGGCUCGUCCAGCAUUUCCUGAGGUUGCCAAACCCACCUCAGUGGAUUUUUGCGACCUGUCGGGACCCCAAUGGACAGAGAGCACAGGAGCUGCAGAAUUUGGCCUCCAAACAUCCCAACCUGGUCAUCAUCGGUCUUGAAGUUGCCAAUCCUGCCAGCAUCAAGGCAGCUGCAGCCAAGGUUGGGGAGCACUUGGGGGGCUCUGGGCUGAACCUCCUCAUCAACAAUGCUGGAAUUGUGAAGCCAAACUCCCUUGAUAAUGAGACACCAGAGGAUAUGAUCCAGGUUUACACCACCAACACGGUUGGACCCCUGCUGAUGGGCCAGGGCUCAGAGCUGAGCUGCAGCAAGGCUGCCAUCAUCAACAUGUCCAGCAUUGGCGGCUCCAUCGCUUCUUCCUAUGGUUGGGAGUUGAUGCAGAUCACCUCGUACCGCUGCAGCAAGGCUGCUCUGAACAUGCUGAGCAGGUGCCAGUCCCUGGCGUACAAGGAGCACGGCAUCCUCUGCGUGGCUCUCCACCCCGGCUGGGUGCAAACUGACAUGGGCAGCUAUGCCGGACACACGCCCCCUGUGACAGUGGAUGACAGCGUGCAAGGGAUGCUGAAGGUCCUCUCCUCCCUCUCUGAGAAGGACACUGGCGCCUUCCUGGACUGGGAAGGGAACGUCUUACCCUGGUGAAACACCACUUCAGGAUCCUGGCAGCCAAGAGCUACCUUUGGCACUGCUCCCACCUCCCCCACAUCCUCAAUAAACUCCUGCUGAGACCCCCA
Molecule: messenger RNA, 847 nt
Organism: Lonchura striata (white-rumped munia)
Lineage: Eukaryota; Metazoa; Chordata; Aves; Passeriformes; Estrildidae
Source: RefSeq, a predicted model, not a curated record